UAGCUGGUUCGGUCAUGCCGGCUCAACAAAAUGGUGGACUACACACAGAAGGGAAAGUCAUUGCUGGAAAUUUCCCCUUUAUAAAAUGGCCAAUACUGGUCAGAAAAAUGACUCAUUGUUUGGUGGACAGGACCUUCUUGCUGAAGCACUUGGUCAAAGUGGCUUGGACCUUCAGGAUCCAUUUGAUAUUUUAAACGAAGUGCCUGGCAACACGCUGUCAACUUCGGGUUACAACAGUGCAUACGACUUUCUUUCAGAUUUGAAUUUUACGAACUCUCUCCCUGCUUCUACCGUUGCGACUCAACCUCGCGUGGCUCAACCAGUUCUUUCUAGUGACUUUAAUUCGGAGGAAGUAAAGAAUUUUCUUGCUGCUUUGACGCAAAAUUCUACUUUACCACUUGCCUCUGAAGCUACACAAGCUUCCUAUGCUUCUUCAACAAGUGUACCAUACGCGCAGUUUCCCGGUCUGGUUCCGGGCACUAUUUCGUCUCAGAGCUCCAGUACUUUACAGCAUUUACUGACUUCAGAAUCCAAGCCUCUAUCUAGAACUCAAGUUGCGACAAAUUCGCCACCUUUUGUGAUUGAUUUGUUUAACCGUAGCACUGAAAAUAAUAAAUUUCAGCGUCCCAUUACAGUUCCUAACUUAUCAUCGUUACAAGAAGCUGGGAAAAAGGAAUUAUCAAAAAGGGAUGUUUCAAGAUUAUGGUCUAACGAUGUUAUCAAUCUAACUGGCCAACCAGAAAAGGAGUCUUCAGAUAAUGUUGAUGCUGAAGAUGAUGAAGAAGAAGAGGAGUUGGGGCACACAGACACCUACGCAGAAUACAUGCCAUGCAAGCUGUCUUUUGGAAGAAGACACCCAGACUCAGUAGUUGAAACAAGUUCACUGGCCAGCGUGACACCGCCAAACAUUUGGUACAAGCUGAAACUCCCCCCUGAAGUGAUUGACAGGACAUUCCUGUCGGCAUUGCAGCUGGAGGCUGUCGUUUACGCCUGUCAACAACAUGAGAUUUUUCUUGAGAGUGGAGAGCGAGCAGGUUUUUUGAUUGGUGAUGGUGCUGGGGUCGGAAAGGGUAGGACUGUUGCAGGAAUCAUCUAUGAAAACUAUCUUUUAGGUCGCAAAAGAGCAAUUUGGCUAAGUGUAUCAAAUGAUCUCAAAUAUGAUGCUAUAAGGGAUCUCAGAGACAUAGGAUGUCACAUACAUGUCAAUGCUCUUAACAAGUUUAAGUAUGAUGUGAAGCUGUCAUCCAAGUCCAUUGGAGGCAUGAAGAAGGGUGUGAUAUUUGCAACGUACUCCUCACUAAUUGGUGAGAGUCAAAGCAAUCAAGGCAAAUACAACACCAGGCUCAAACAGCUUCUCCACUGGUGUGGAUCAGACUUUGAGGGAGUCAUAAUUCUGGAUGAGUGCCACAAAGCCAAAAACCUUGUUCCAACUGGCUCAUCUAAGCCCACAAAGACUGGCCUUACAGUACUUGCCUUACAGAACAGCUUACCAAAGGCUCGGGUGGUGUAUUGCAGUGCUACAGGCGCUUCAGAGCCCAAGAACAUGGCUUACAUGUCCCGCCUUGGGAUAUGGGGGCCGGGCACACCCUUUCCUGAUUUCACAGACUUUAUCAGAGCUGUGGAGAGAAGGGGUGUUGGUGCUAUGGAAAUAGUAGCAAUGGAUAUGAAGCUGCGAGGAAUGUACAUGGCACGCCAGCUUAGUUUUGCUGGAGUUGGGUUCAACAUCCGGGAUAUUAAGCUGGAACAAAAGUUUAUAAACAUGUAUGAUAAGGCUGUUCUUUUGUGGAAUGAGGCUAGAGAAAAGUUUGAAAAAGCUGCUGAUCUCAUGAUGGCCGACAACCGAACCAAGAAGACACUCUGGGGCCAGUUCUGGUCAGCUCAUCAGAGGUUCUUUAAGUACCUGUGUAUUGCUGCCAAAGUGCACGAGGCUGUGAGAAUGGCUCAUGAGGCCAUAGACCUUGGCAAGUGUGUUGUCAUCGGGCUACAAUCCACAGGAGAAGCAAGAACACUGGAACAGCUUGAGGAAGCUGGAGGAGAGCUAAAUGACUUUGUCUCUACUGCCAAAGGGGUGUUGCAGACACUGAUUGAGAAGCAGUUCCCUGCGCCGGGAAGGAAGAGAGUUGCUGAUAUCUUAGGAUUAGAUAACGAUAGUGAUGCCAGUGAUAGGCGUUCUGAGCGCUCUUCCCCUGCACCCCCACUCACUAAGAAAAGGAAAACAAAAGCAAAGAAGAUAGUCAAACCCAAAAAGCAGAAGUCGGGCCUAGAACUACUGUUCAACAUAAGCAGUGGUUCAGAGAGCGACUCGGACGGCAAUGAUGAUGAGAGUGAUGACUCUACUAAGGACAAAGGUGACAGCAAUCAGUCCAUGGAGUCAGAUGAUGGUAAUGAUGAUUCUGCCGACUCUGAGGAGGAAGAAGAGGAGGAUUUCAACCCGUUUGGUGGCUCAGACUCUGACCAGGAAGAUCCGUGGGCGAUUCGCAAAUCCAAGAAAACCAAAGUUAAAAGCAAGUCUCGGUCGGGCAGCCCAUCGAGUCAGCCUGACCCUGCCAUGAGUGCGCUUGCUGCCGCCGGCCUAAACGUCAACGUGCCAAACUGGAACAGAAUGGCGGCCACAACCAAACCAUUGAAUGGGAUACCAAGCCACCUCAAGAACUCUAGUCAACACAGCCCGGGCAGCUCAAUGUUUGGCCACAGCAAUAGUUUCCACCACUCUGCCAGCGCCCCAGUCCUGUCCUUCCUGCUCUCUACCAGCCCCUCCCCUCCCAUGACGGGCACGGCUGCGGACCAGUGCCGUGCCAUGAAGAAAGAGUUACUGGACAAGUUAGACACCCUAGGGCCGCUACUGCCUCCCAAUACACUUGAUGAACUGGUUGACAGCCUUGGUGGACCUGACAAAGUAGCCGAGAUGACGGGUCGUAAGGGGCGUGUCGUGAGCCACGAAGACGGGCGAGUUAGCUACGAGUCCCGCAGCAAACAAGACGUGUCCCUUGAGUUCCUGAACGUCGAGGAAAAGAAGCGGUUCAUGAAUGGAGAAAAAUUGGUUGCAAUCAUUUCGGAAGCUGCGAGUUCAGGGAUCUCUCUCCAAGCAGACCGUAGAGCACAGAAUCAACGUAGAAGAGUGCACAUUACUUUGGAGCUGCCUUGGAGUGCGGAUAAAGCCAUCCAGCAAUUCGGACGGACACAUCGCUCUAAUCAAGUCAGUGCUCCGGAGUACGUAUUUCUCAUCUCAGAGCUGGCGGGUGAAAGGCGCUUCGCAUCAGUUGUGGCCAAGAGGCUUGAGAGCCUGGGCGCCUUGACUCACGGUGAUCGGAGAGCAACGGAGUCUCGAGAUCUCAGCAGAUAUAACUUCGACAACAAGUACGGUCGUGCCGCACUGGAGACUGUAUUAAAAGCGGUGUUGGGACAGGCCCAGCCCAUGGUACCGCCCCCAUCCUCUUAUAAGGGGAACUUCUUUCAAGACGUGCGGCGUGCGCUGUUCGGUGUAGGACUUGUCACAAGAGAUGAUCGGGGUAACUACUCCAUGUUAGAUAAAGACUACACUAACAUGUCCCGUUUCUUGAAUCGUAUUUUGGGCAUGGAAGUGGUCCUACAAAAUGAGCUCUUCAGCUACUUGAUGGACACUUUCACAGCGGUCAUACAACAAGCUAAGCGCUCUGGCCGCUGGGAUGAGGGAAUCCUAGAUCUUGGCUCGCACGGCGAAGAAGUCAAUGAACUCAGCGUGCAGACCUUUGCUGGCGUCAAGUCAAGCGGUACCGCGACAACCGAGCUUCACACGGUAAGCGUCGAGCGCGGGAUGUCCUGGGACGACGCGGUUACCCUGUGGAGAGAAACGACUGAGCCGGAGGAGGGUUUCUACCUGUCACACCAGGCUCGAAACGAUAAGAAAAUGGCGAUCCUUGUACGUGCAGCGUCUCGCGGCAAGAAGAAAAAACUUCUGAGCGUGUACCGGCCAAACACCGGACUACAGAGCAAGCAAGAGACCGUGGAAGAAAUAAAAAAGAAAUACAAAAAGGUCACAGCACCAGAGGCGCAGCAACACUGGUGUAGUCAGUACGACUCGUCACUCUCGCUAUGUAGCCACGCCUACUGGAAAGGCAACUGCAAGCGGGCCACCCUUGGUCUGUGGUGUGAGGUGGGGCUAAGAAGGCGCUCGUACAACAUUCUUAGCGGCUCCGUGCUAAGCGUGUGGAGUAAAGUGGAAGCCGUGCUUGCGGGGCAGCCCGGUAACAGCUCCAAGAUGCAGAUCAUUCGCUGUAAACGGAGUGAUGGUAAAAAGAUAGUGGGAUGCUUGAUACCAAGUAACUGUGUCGCAGCUCUCUCGCGGACGCUUUCACCCCAAGAUGGUGGACAAGAGGAGGCGAUUGAGAUCCUGUGACGACACGUGCCUUUCUCGUGGCUUUCCAUUGUCACCGUCCACUUGAUCACGUGAUACACGCUAGCAGUCUUGGUAACACAGAGCUCGUGACUACAAGUGACUUAUGGCUCUAGCUCUAAGGAGUCGACGCUAGCAGUCUUGGUAACACAGAGCCCGUGCCUACAAGUGACUUAUGGCUCUAGCUCUAAGGAGUCGUCAAUGAUGGUUUUAUAGUGUGCCAUAAAAUAUCAUGACAAAGGCUAACAAGACAUAAGCUAGUUCUAUUUUUACAUAUAAUGCUCAUUACACCCAUGGCUAAAGCUAAAUUUCAAAAUUAUAAUUGUCAUAAAUCCUGAUCAAGAAACCUAAAUCUCAUAAAAAUUGGAGGAUUUGAACAGCCCAGAAAUAUAAUAUAUUCUCACAUUUUGUUCUGAAAGCUACAAAGAACUACCUUAUCAUUUUUUCCUCCUGCUGGUCAACAUAGACAAAUAUUCAGAAUUGGUGAUGUUAUGUGACGUCACACAAACAGAAGCCCGGCUAGAAAGCCAAGGCCUGUCCUCCAUUGCGCUCGAUCUUAAGCUCGUUAGAAACCUCCGGCUAAAGGCCCGUUUUGCAUGGUAACGAAUUUUCGACCGUCCAUAGCUGGUACGGAUACGCGUUCCAUUCACACGGCACCUCCCCUAGCUGAAUGAAAAAUGAGACAGCUAGCUGUACGAUACCCGAGUUAACAGUUUAAAAAAUCGGCUCCGGGUAAACACCGUUUUAGGCACAAAUUUUGGAGCUGUCGAAAAUUCGACCGGCAUCGUGUAUAAGGGAACGUGUACGUAUUUCCUCAUUCGCAUCCGAAUGCUAAAAGAAAAAACGAGUUUAGAAAAAAUAAGGAUAUAUUCAAGCGUUCGUUGAACUUGUCAAAUGUAAAAUAAAUCUGUACAGUAUACUAUUUAAAUUUUGGUAGGAAAAUGUUCAAAGAUGUAAAAAGUUGUUACAAGAAUUAAAACUUUUGCAAAACUAA
This is a messenger RNA of Nematostella vectensis (starlet sea anemone), 5366 nucleotides long. Its product is annotated as protein strawberry notch homolog 1-like. Lineage: Eukaryota; Metazoa; Cnidaria; Anthozoa; Actiniaria; Edwardsiidae. Gene Ontology annotation, biological process: regulation of DNA-templated transcription. The transcript has 35 exons. Gene Ontology annotation, molecular function: histone binding; chromatin DNA binding. The record is from RefSeq and is a predicted model, not a curated record. The coding region runs from base 86 to 4375 and encodes 1429 amino acids. Gene Ontology annotation, cellular component: nucleus.